Molecule: messenger RNA, 525 nt
Organism: Meyerozyma guilliermondii ATCC 6260
Lineage: Eukaryota; Fungi; Ascomycota; Pichiomycetes; Serinales; Debaryomycetaceae
Gene: PGA39
Product: Pga39p
Exons: 1
Coding region: 1-525 (174 amino acids)
Source: RefSeq, a predicted model, not a curated record
AUGAAGUUUUCUACGUCCACCCUUCUCUUAAUUGCUGCUACUGCUGUUUCUGCUAAAGCCGUUGGUAACGCUGACCGCGCAGCUGACGCUAUUGUGGCCAAGAGAGCCGACUCUUCAGACGCAUCUGCUGAAACUGGCGACUCCGCUGCCUCCGAUGACUCCAGUGCUACUGAUGACUCUAGUUCUACUGACGAGUCUAGUGCUUCUGAUGAUUCCAGUGCUUCUGACGCUAGUGCUUCUGACGAUUCAAGCGCUUCUGAUUCUAGUGCCUCUGACGACUCCAGUGCUUCUGACGACUCAAGCGCUUCUGAUUCUAGUGCUUCUGACGACUCUAGUGCUUCCGACAGCUCCGAGUCUGGCUCUUCUGACGAGUCCAGUGCUUCCGACAGCUCUGAGUCCGGCUCUUCCGGAUCGUCAUCUUCUUCAGGUUCUAGCAGCUCAUCAUCUGGCUCUGGAGCUGGUGAGAUGACCAUUGGCUAUGGUCUCGCUUUGGGUGCACUUGUGGCUGGUUCAUUGUUGAUCUAA